Molecule: messenger RNA, 1181 nt
Organism: Folsomia candida
Lineage: Eukaryota; Metazoa; Arthropoda; Collembola; Entomobryomorpha; Isotomidae
Gene: Cyt-b5
Product: cytochrome b5
Exons: 5
Coding region: 195-602 (135 amino acids)
Cellular component (GO): membrane; intracellular membrane-bounded organelle
Molecular function (GO): heme binding
Source: RefSeq, a predicted model, not a curated record
AAACAGCUUGUGACUCGUCUUCUUGGGCAAAGAUCACUUUUGUCCAUUCCCAGCACGGAGUGGUACUCACACUCACUCGCUCGACCCGUCCUGAACAACACACGGUGCAGUAGAACAGUUGCAAGUUUAGUCGCAGAAAUUCCACGUAAUUCAACGGAGCAUUACUUUCUACGGAGAAAACAGACACGUCAAAUAUGGGUGACACUGCGGCCAAAAAAUACUCUCUUAAAGAGGUUGAAGCUCACAAGGACAAAAAAUCCUGUUGGAUAGUGAUCGCUGAUAAUGUUUAUGACGUGACUAAAUUUUUAGAAGAGCAUCCUGGAGGUGAGGAGGUAUUGUUGGAGCAAGCGGGUAAAGAUGCCACAGAGAAUUUUGAAGAUGUUGGACAUUCAACGGAUGCACGAACGAUGAUGAAGGAUUAUUUGGUUGGCGAAAUUAUUGACGAAGAAAAGACAAACACACCAGAAAAGCUUAAAAAGAAGUGGUCAGGAGAUUCCAACGAUCCUGAUAACUCGAGCUCGUGGAAGACAUGGUUGAUUCCAAUGGCGUUGGCUCUCGCGGCUUCGCUGAUUUUCCGAUUUUUCUUCAUUAGUAAAAAUUAAGGAAAGAUAAAUCAUGUAAUUACCUCCUCCAGUGUCAUUUGUGUAAUAGAAUUCUAAGAGACCUAAUUUUAACGGACUUAUAAAUUUAGUUCUUGUUAACUUGAUUAAAUGUUUUAAUGAAUAAUUUGAAUAAUCCUUUUCCGUAUUUUUGGUACUGUUGCGGAGCAUAAGUUUUCUGUUACUUGCACUGUUAAAAAAUGGGUUAUCUUACACUUGAUCAUAAAUUGCAAGUACGUUUAAGUCCACAUGAGUUUUACUAUUUUGUCGUUCAUCAACAUAUAGGUUAUCUGAUUGUAAUGCAACAUGUUGGGGCGAAAUUACUGGACAGUAGUAUUCAUUAUUUCCAUUUAUCAAUCCAUGUCUCUGCUAUGACUAUAGAAAAUGCACAAUACAAUAUGAUGGGACCAUUCCUAGUUUAAAAGAAAUCUGUGUAGAAAAGUAAUCCGGUGUGGUGCAUGCUAAAACUGAAAUUUCUGUAUUAAAAAAAACUUAGCAGGAAGAUUAUAAUAACUUUAAUCAGAGUAUAUCUAUGUCAAUCUGCAAACCUUCAAGUAUGUGAAUAAACCGUAUUAGCAAUAA